CUCCAUUCUAUUUUAUUUAAAAGGAUGCAAGGAAAGCAGCAUGCGACACAACAUUGGUCCAGUCCACAUCGGGCAUGGAGCCGAUUGGCAGAAUACAAAUGCGGACGAGACGAACCCUUCGGGGUCAUUUAGCUAAAAUUUAUGCGAUGCAUUGGGGCAGUGAUUCUAGUGACUCCAGAAAUCUGGUAUCAGCCUCACAAGAUGGAAAGCUGAUCGUUUGGGAUAGUUACACGACGAAUAAAGUUCACGCCAUCCCACUGCGUUCUUCGUGGGUAAUGACAUGCGCUUACGCACCCUCUGGAAGUUACGUAGCUUGCGGUGGAUUGGACAAUAUUUGUUCCAUCUACAGCCUUAAAACUAGAGAAGGAAAUGUCCGUGUCAGCAGAGAACUUCCGGGACACACUGGUUACCUUUCCUGCUGUCGGUUUCUUGACGACAACCAAAUUGUUACCAGUUCCGGCGAUAUGUCAUGUGCUCUCUGGGACAUCGAAACUGGACAGCAGUGUACCUCCUUCAUCGGACACACGGGGGAUGUAAUGUCUCUUUCACUUGCACCAGAUAUGCGCACCUUCGUUUCCGGUGCGUGCGACGCGAGUGCAAAAUUGUGGGACAUUCGCGAAGGCUCUUGCAAACAAACUUUCCCGGGACACGAAAGCGACAUUAACGCUGUCACGUUCUUCCCUAAUGGAUACGCUUUCGCGACGGGUUCCGACGACGCGACCUGUAGAUUAUUCGAUAUCAGAGCAGAUCAAGAAUUAGCAAUGUAUAGUCACGAUAAUAUCAUCUGUGGAAUUACGAGCGUAGCUUUUAGCAAGAGUGGAAGGUUGCUUUUGGCUGGCUACGACGACUUCAAUUGCAACGUUUGGGAUUCGAUGAAAACCGAACGAGCGGGAAUUCUUGCCGGACACGACAACCGUGUCUCCUGUCUUGGAGUGACAGAGGACGGCAUGGCUGUGGCGACGGGCUCCUGGGACUCGUUCCUCCGCAUCUGGAAUUAACGUGGAGCCUCUCCCAAGUCCUUCCUCGAAAGAGAGCCCAUCAGCCAAUCAGCAGAGAGCACGAGCUCAAUCUACCACCAGCUGACGACGACGACGGCGACGAGCGACGACGAAGAAGAAGAAAAAAUCAUCCUGGCUCACGAUAAUCAUCCGCCGCCAUCGCCGCCGUCGGCGCCGCCAGACCAAGCCAACUUGUUGACCUUCAUCGGGAACUUGCGCCAUUCACGUAACCGCCGCGGAAACUGCUGCCGAAUUCAGAAAAACGACGAAUUCCUAAAUCUGAGCUGUGAGUGCGAAACGACGCAGCACCAGGUAGGCCACGAAAAACUUGCGUGUCGUAUCGCUCGGGAAUUGCCCUGGAGAUGUCGUCGCAAGGUCGGCGAAAAAGUCACACGCUACCAACGCUUCUAAUAAAAUAAAAGUAAAAUAAAGAAGAAACAGAAGAUGGAGAAGAAUAAUAAUAAUACUUAUUAUUAUUGUUAUUAUUAUUAAACUUAUAUAAUAAAGGGAUCGUCUUUGAAGCGGGGAAGCACACCAAAAAAUAAGAGAAACGGAGAGUAGAGAAUUAAAUUUAAAGAAGGAAAAGAAAGAAAAAAGAAAGAAAAUAAAAUAAAAUAAGAGAAGAGAAGAGAAGAAAAGCAAAAGUGUGAAGCGCACACUAAAAAUGAAGCCAAAAUUCACCAUUAUCAUCAUCAUCUUCAUCAUUUUAUCAUUAUUUUUCCUUCUUCCUCCUCUUCUCUCGUGUUCUUCGAUAAUUUAAUUUCAUAUGAGAAUAUAAAGAGGAAGAAAGAAUUCGCAAAAAAUUGGCUUUCAUUUGCGACGCGCAAGAAUCUCUGUAGAUCGAUUUAGGUUUUUCUACUGACUCGAAAACGAGAGUCGUGUCUCGCUCUUUUGCGAAGGAGCCAUCACUCGUACGCACCAAUAUCACAUUUAAGGGAACUUAAUUUACGAAAAGGCAAAGGAAAACGAAAAAAAAAAAAAUAAAAAGAAAGGAAACAAGAAGAUAUUUCAGGCACAAAAUAGAGUGUGUAAAUGGUAUA
Messenger RNA from Belonocnema kinseyi, 2038 nucleotides. It is a transcript of the gene Gbeta13F, whose product is annotated as guanine nucleotide-binding protein G(I)/G(S)/G(T) subunit beta-1. Lineage: Eukaryota; Metazoa; Arthropoda; Insecta; Hymenoptera; Cynipidae. Gene Ontology annotation, biological process: G protein-coupled receptor signaling pathway. The coding region runs from base 75 to 998 and encodes 307 amino acids. Gene Ontology annotation, molecular function: protein binding; signaling receptor complex adaptor activity. The transcript has 7 exons. Gene Ontology annotation, cellular component: cytoplasm; heterotrimeric G-protein complex. The record is from RefSeq and is a predicted model, not a curated record.